AUGCCGGGCUGCGGCGAGCCACUGGGCGCUGGCUGCUCCCGCUCGCCUCUUGGGGUGCGCUCAGCUCCAGCCCGACUCCAGCCCGACUCCAGCCCGACUCCAGCCCGACUCCAGCCCGGCUCCAGCCCGGCUCCAGCUCUGCUCCGGCUCUGCUCCAGCCCUGCUCCAGCCUGGCUCCCGUUCUCCGCCGCCACGCCUCUCUGUGAGCUCCGCACCUCGACUCCCAGCUCCCAACUUUCCGUCCCUCUGUCUCUCAGCGUCCCGCACCCCCGUGACCUCGCGCCCUCCCAAGACCCUGUGCCCGAUCUUCUACCCCCCUCAACCCCGCCACAGUCCUCCGCCCUUUCUCUCGCUCCUCAUCUGCCCGGACGUCAGUCGGUCUGUCUGUCCGCCUCCCCACCCUCCUUUUCCUUCCUCUGUCCCGCUUCGCUGGUUUGUUCACUAGUUCGACUUGGCGGAGCAGCUUCGCAGGAAAAUCCCAGAAACCAUUGCAAAAAGCUUACAAUGAAAUUUAAGAAGUUCUACGAUUUCGGCGCCAUUUUCGAGUGGAGUGAGAGCUCUUCCAGUACGAAACUCGACGUUGGAAAAGUUUGGCUCGAAGCGUAUGACCCUCUCCAGAAGUGACCAGACGCCUCUUUGUGUUCUCCUUUCGGCGACCAUCAACGGUUUUUUUCUCCAUUAUUCCGUGUCCAUGUAAAAAUGAUUUGUAAUAUAACCAAGACAAGAUGGAAUUUAGAAACUCCAACUUAAGGAGUGGGGCUAUUAUUAUUAAUGGCUUUAUUUAUCAUGAACUCAUGGCUUUAUUAUUAGUGCAUUUGUUAGCACUGGAUCACAAUCUGUUGUGUUAGGCAUUUUGUACUUAGUUUAAUUACAUACUCUGUAUAUUUAAUUAAUCAAUUAGUUAAUAGGACCCAGCAUUCAUUGUACUAGUUUUGAAUAACGGACAUAAUUUUAAAUGAAAAUAACGGAAGUUUGGCUAGCUUAAAUCUCUGUUUAUGUAUAUAGGAUACUUUCAAAGGCAGUAUAGUUUUAUUGUUUUAAUUAUUAGGCCUGUGGCUAAGGACCGAAGGAAUUUUGUGUGUGCUUGUUUUGUUUAAACAAAAGGAAAUGAAUGACUGGAACUUACUGCUCAUGUGUCCAUUUUGAGAGUCAAGAACGGGAGCGUGCACAGUGCCGGCCAUUUCAAGACAAGGGUUUCUGUGGAGUUGCUCGAGAAGGAACCAUUUGACAUCAAGUAUUUAAAGUUCUUGAUUUGUGGUUUGAUAAGUGACAUUGACAAAUGUAAAGUAUUUGUGAAUAAGUUUGAAUAACCUGCAAUGUGUGAAAACAUCCAGGGGUUUCAUCUAUAGAACAUUCUCAUGUUUAAAAUCAACUACUGACAAGGUGUUUACUGUAAGAGUGGAGGAAACUAUUAGACGUGAGUUAAAAACCAA
Molecule: messenger RNA, 1433 nt
Organism: Myodes glareolus (Bank vole)
Lineage: Eukaryota; Metazoa; Chordata; Mammalia; Rodentia; Cricetidae
Source: RefSeq, a predicted model, not a curated record